CUCGUUGUUGGUGGGAGAAGUGGCUGUUUUUGCAUCCCAGGCUGCGAGUUGCUGCCCUGGCGGGCAGCGGUGAGGGGCCAGCCUGCAGUUUUGGGGUCUGGGAGGGGGGUAACCCGAUGACACCCAACCUCUCUCCGUGCCGGGCUCCCCUGCACGCCUGGGUGCUGGUGGGACCCGCGGUGGCAGGAUGCGCCGUGGGGAAAUGUGGGGGUCCACGGUGGGAUACCGAGGAGUGUUCCGUGCUGUGCUCCGGUCCGGGGCUGGGGGGGAGCGGCCCCACGCAGCGCGGCGGGGCCGGGCGGGGUCAGCCCGCCCCACGCAGCGUGACCCGCCCCGCGGGGAGGGACCGCGCCGGGGCCCGCCCGGGGCCGCCCGCAGGUACCGAGCGCUUCACGCGUGGGUUCCGGGGCUUGGUAGCGGGGGGACUGCACCCCCCGUGCGGCCGGGGCCGCCCCCCGCCUUUUGCUACGUGGGGCCGGGACCACCGCCGUGUUUUGGUGCGUGGGCGUGGGGCCCUCCCGUGUCCCGCGGCCGGGGACGGACCAUGAAGGUGAAGGUGAUUUCUGUCCUGGAGGACAACUACAUGUACCUGGUCAUCGAGGAGAACACCCGGGACGCCAUCGCGGUGGAUGCUGCUGUCCCCAAAAGGGGACCAUGCGAGGGGCAAUGAGGAGCUGGCGCGGCUCUGCCCCGGGCUGCACGUGUAUGGGGCCGAUGAGCGGAUUGGGGCCCUGACGCACAAGGUGACCCACAACCAGGAGCUGACGUUCGGAUCCAUCCGGGUGCGGUGCCUCUUCACCCCUUGCCACACCUCGGGCCACAUGUGCUACUUCAUGUGGGAGGACGGUUCCCCGGACGCUCCAGCUCUCUUCUCAGGUGACACCCUGUUUGUGGGAGGCUGUGGGAAGUUCUUUGAGGGGACGGCGGAGCAGAUGUUCACCAACCUCACUCAGACCCUGGGGACUUUGCCCAAGGAGACGAAGGUGUUCUGCGGCCAUGAGUGCACCGUCCGGAACCUCAAGUUUGCUUUGAAAGUGGAACCGGAGAAUGAAACAGUGAAGAAGAAACUCGCGUGGGCCAAACAGCGGGAUGAUGAGGACUUGCCCACAGUGCCCUCCACGCUGCAGGAGGAAUUCCUCUACAACCCCUUCCUGCGGGUCACGGAGGAGCCUGUGCAGAAGUUCACGGGUAAGACGGACCCGGUGGAGGUGCUGAGAACCCUCCGCACCGAGAAGGACAACUUCAAGAAGCCCAAGGAGCGGCCCCAUCCCCAGGCUGUGCUCGCCUUUGACUGGGGACUUUUCAGCCCCUUCCUCGAGAAGAAGUGAACAGCCGCGGUGGGGGCUCCCAAACCACAGCAUCCCCAUCGCCAUGGGGGCUCCCAAACCACAGCGUCCCUGUCAUGGCCGGGGCUGCAUCCGUCCGGCUUUGACUCCAUCAGACUCAGCAGCUGGGAAGCUUCUGUCUUUAACCUGCUUGUUUUGAGGAUAAAAGAACUGGAAAACACUUGGCUGAAACCUACAUUAACUUUGCCUCUAGAACAAGAGCUAGGGAGCAGCUGGGUCUCUCAAGCCUCUUCAGCCUCCAGUUUGUGCACAACCAGUACUGUAUUGUAACUUUUUUUAAGUCUGAGAAAUGUGCAAAACUUUGAUUUGCAGGUGGUGGGAAGGUGCAUUACAAACCAGUAAAAUACAGGGUGUUUCAAAAAGAUGGACCCAAUUUCAAAGCAGUGUAUUUUGUGAUUGGGUUUGUCUUUUGAAACAUGCAGUAAUUUUCUCUUUUUUUUUUUGGGGGGGGAAGAACUGGGGCUUGCUGGUGGCUCUGUGACAAGCGGUGACAAUCCCUUGCGGGGUUGGGCUGGGGCCAGUGGCUCCGUGCUGGACCGCUGCGGGUCUGCGGUUCCUGCCCUCAAUGUGCGGAGUGUGUGUGUGACCGUCCCGGUGCUGCUGAGUUCACCCCAUCGUAUGUAGUUGAAAUGUGAAUGCAGAGGAGUUGGUCCCGUAAUCCUUUACCAUUCGUUGUCAUUUUAAGUAGCACUGAUUGUAAAUUUUAUAGCUCAUAACACUGGAAUCGAGUUGACUUCAGGGUCUUUCAUGUGUGGACUGAACUGCAUCCGUUACCACUGAAUCCUGUUUGUGGCUGUUUCUUCCCUCGCUAGAAACUAGACUAAGGUUCUAUUUUUUCCUUUUAAGCUAGAAUUUACUCUCCCCCACAAGAGGGGAGGAAUUAAUCCUGUUGCACAAGUUGCUUCGGUGCUAUUGCCUCACAGUUUCUCAGUUUCAAUGCAAUAGUGCUGUUUGCAGCCGUUACCUGCGUGUUGUCUGGCAGUCUGUCUGUCCUGGGAGCAGGGCUGUGUGUCUGGCAGGGUUCGGAACCAGCCCUGAGCCUGCGCGCAUUGGCGGCGGCUUCGUGCAGCUCAGAGGCUGCGGGAAACUCAAGCUGUUCGGCAGGAACAGACACCUGGGAAGAGACAAAAACGUAGAGCUCCAGUUCUUUAACCCACAGCUAAUUGAGCUUUAUUUAUUUGAGCACUUCUGGCCUGAUGUGCAUGUUCUCGGUGGAACCAGAAUGUGUUUCUUGUGCACCGAUGUAUGGAGUGUGAGCUCAGUGCACUGACUUUGCAUUUGCGGCGGCUCUUGCUGCAGAUCAGGGUUUUAGGGUUCAGCACAACAGCGUGUUCGACACCUACACACGGGGAAGGGCUGAAUCCACCAACCUGCUUGUAACAUGAAUGGGGGGUGGGGGGGCGCAGCGGGAGAUUCUUGCCUUAUGAACACUGUGAAUUCAAUAGUUGAUCAGCAACACCUGAAAAAUGUAAAGCUUUUAAUUAAAAACAUUUUUAAAAGUC
This is a messenger RNA of Columba livia (rock pigeon), 2848 nucleotides long. It is a transcript of the gene HAGHL, whose product is annotated as hydroxyacylglutathione hydrolase like. The record is from RefSeq and is a predicted model, not a curated record. The coding region runs from base 630 to 1328 and encodes 232 amino acids. The transcript is spliced from 7 exons. Lineage: Eukaryota; Metazoa; Chordata; Aves; Columbiformes; Columbidae. Gene Ontology annotation, molecular function: hydroxyacylglutathione hydrolase activity.